GGAUGGAGUUUUAUUAAGGACCCGCGAAAUCAAGAGUUGGGAUUUAGGGGCGUGCAUGGAAAGAGGUGGUUAAGUAAUUGGGUUAGCCAGGAGCAGAAGAUUAGGGAGAGGUUUAUUAAUAUUAGAGCCAGCAACCCAGCAGCCGCUAUAGUAGCAAAAGCGAUGCGAGUAUUCCGGCAGUAUUUGGCAGCGUUGGUGCACAUAACGGGUGGGUUGCCAGCGCGUGGAAUAGAGUUAAUAACGGUGCAGCAUUAA
Molecule: messenger RNA, 255 nt
Organism: Mytilinidion resinicola
Lineage: Eukaryota; Fungi; Ascomycota; Dothideomycetes; Mytilinidiales; Mytilinidiaceae
Exons: 2
Source: RefSeq, a predicted model, not a curated record